CUUUCAAUUAAGAACAGCCGUGGUACCGCGGUGUUCUUCGAAUCAAUUCAGUAUCCGUCUCCUUGGAGAGGCCAAACGAGUUUUCCGUCCGAUUUUCGAGGUUAGGUUUCUCAUCCGUCGAGAACCACCUUAUCUCUAGUACCUGGAAGAACCACCGCAGAGCAAAGUGACCUGGGAUUGCAGGUACAACAGGGUACCACUUUGUUUCAGUCGAGUUUUCGGUAGCGAAAACGCCUCCGGCAUAUUUGCGUGAUCAAGUCGCCAAUGAAACAAGUGAAGUAAACUCGCCGUUCGAUUGUUUACAUACGCGCAUACCUUGCUGAGAAACGGGAGAUAUUUUUGAGAAUGAGUUGUUCCUAGGAGUUGCAGUUUUAAGUUUUGCUAUUUUACGCCGUAAUUCGGAGUGUGAAGGUUGCUGCGAAAGUAUUAGAAAGCAUCAACAGACGCGGAUAAAAGCAGAUCAAAAAAUGCUGUUGCGCGUAGCUCUUCCGGUGACCGUCCUGCUGGCAGCCAGUCUCUUCCUUCUGCUGCAGCACGUCGAAAGUUGCAACGAAGCGAUUUGUGGCAGCGUCGUCAGCAAAUGCUUGCUCACCAAGUCGUGCAACUGCAACGUCAAGAACUGCACGUGCUGCAAGGAUUGUUUCAACUGUUUGAGUUAUCUGUACACCGAGUGCUGUUCUUGUGUCGACAUGUGUCCGAAGCCCAACGAUACAGGAGGAGCAUCAGCCUUGGGCAGGAAGUCUCACGUCGAGGAUUUUAACGAAGGCAUUCCCGGACUUUUUUCAGCUCUCACUGAAGUUCCGGAUACUCUGAAACGGUGGGAUGUCAAAACUUUCCCUGUUGACAUAGAGUACAGUCAAUACGGACCCAAGAAGGAGAUCAAAAUAAAGAUGCAGAGCGCCGAGCAAGAAGUGGUGCCCAGCAAACAGAAUGUGAUCACAGUGAACUGCACUGUGGCCUUUUGGUCCCAAUGCAUGAGCUGGACCAAGUGCAAGAGCAGCUGCCAGUCGAUGGGCGCGUCGAGCUACAGGUGGUUCCACGACGGCUGUUGCGAAUGUAUCGGGCAGUUCUGCGUCAAUUAUGGCAUCAACGAGAGCAGAUGUACUGCAUGUUCUCAAGAUGGAGGAAAGUACCUGGACGUCGCAGAUGAUGAAAUGGAAUACGACUAUGGUGAAGAUGAUUUCGAAGAGAAUGAAUGAUUUUUUUUUUGGGGAAUUUUUCUCCGUGUGAAAACCGUAAUAGUAUCUAGUAGAGUCGUUUGUAUUAGAUUUUUUAAGAACCUUCAGAAUCUUGUGUCAAACAAUUACAUUUUAAUGAUGUAUGGUGAAAAAAGAAAACUUGCAUAUUUAGGUGGUAUCUCAGGUUGCAUUCUUGAGAUAUCAUGUUUAUAAAAUUCAGACUGAAUCUCAUUUAUACACCAGUAAAAAUAUGUACCAUAUAAGGUAUAAUUAAAAAAACUGAAAAUACAUCGUAUAUGCCUUCUAUUCAUGAUUCAUCCUUGGUAAGAUCAUCAAUAUGAGCCAUAAGUGCUGAAAAAAUGUCAAAUAAAACAACAUAAGUAAUACGGUCAAGUAUUACAGCGGAAGUAUUAGUAUAUUCGUUAAUUUAUAUUAUCUAAAUGUCAACAAUAUCUAUAGGUAUAUUUUAUAGAUUAAAUAUUUUACUGGCUGAUUAUCUAUUACAUUAUAGUGUCGAAUACAAAAUUAUUUUUGUACAUUUGUAUUAUAUGGAUUUUUAAUAAAAAAAAC
Messenger RNA from Acanthoscelides obtectus, 1748 nucleotides. The record is from the annotation of a GenBank genome assembly. NCBI's taxonomy places the organism in Eukaryota, Metazoa, Arthropoda, Insecta, Coleoptera, Chrysomelidae.